Dibothriocephalus latus is the source of this 780-nucleotide messenger RNA. The record is from the annotation of a GenBank genome assembly. NCBI's taxonomy places the organism in Eukaryota, Metazoa, Platyhelminthes, Cestoda, Diphyllobothriidea, Diphyllobothriidae.
AUGUGCAUCCAAAUUCCUCGCGUUAGACGUCGCUUGUCAAAGGAUGGCAAGUACCGCUAUUAUGAUGCCACUCAGCUCUCCAGCCUGUUGAAUUCGCUGGAGGCUUUCUUGGGCCAGCAUUCACUGCAGUCCGAUGAAGACGGCGCCAUUUCCACGGGCCAGGGUCUGCAUUUGGUGGUCUUAUUUAACAGCCGCACCAACACCACCUCGCGUAAGCCCCUGCGAUUUGAACUGCCUGGUAAUGGUAAGCCUACCAUCAGUAGUAUCGCCUUGGUGCCACAGUGGGGCUGUCUGGUCUCCCUGGACAAUGCCGAAGUGACUCUGGCAAAUCUGGGUCCCACCUUGGUGAACACUAUUCGUUCACUGCUUGGCCUUGACUCCUGGCUGCUUUUCCGUGCGAUCGAAAGCAUCUCCACAACCUCACUGACGCUGAACUCCCUGGUGGACAUGGUGCACAAUGUGCGCAAUGUUGUCAUUCGCUCCUACGUAGCCGAUCGCAUUCACGCCUCAGUGGCCGCCUGGAAGUCCGCUGUGGACUCCCUGGCUGGCUUCGGUGAGGUCCCGCGAGAUCGACUGGGACAGGCCUUCUUAUCUGCCAAAACAGCCCUCGAGAAGGCCAAUGCUGCCUUCUUUGAUCACAGUCUUCUAGACCUUCUCUACUUCCCGUCUGACCAAGUGUUUGGUAUCUAUCUGCCGCUGUUUGCGCCAGUGUGUCUUCCCAUAGCCCUUUCUGGAGUUGCUGCUAUCAAGUUCUUCAAGAAGUAUCGUGCAGCCAAGUGA